Messenger RNA from Chinchilla lanigera (long-tailed chinchilla), 4745 nucleotides. It is a transcript of the gene Lrch1, whose product is annotated as leucine-rich repeats and calponin homology (CH) domain containing 1. The transcript is spliced from 20 exons. Bases 1 to 1947 code for a protein of 648 amino acids. Lineage: Eukaryota; Metazoa; Chordata; Mammalia; Rodentia; Chinchillidae. The record is from RefSeq and is a predicted model, not a curated record. Gene Ontology annotation, molecular function: protein binding.
AUGCUGUAUGUUGAUCUAAAUUUAGACUAUAAUAUUAAGGAAAAUAGUAUUCAUGAUUUGUCUAAAAACAGACUGGUUGAAGUUCCAAUGGAAUUGUGCCAUUUUGUAUCACUGGAAGUUCUUAAUCUGUAUCAUAAUUGUAUCAGAGUCAUUCCUGAGGCUAUCAUUAAUCUGCAGAUGCUGACCUACUUAAAUUUGAGUCGAAAUCAGCUGUCUGCCCUGCCUGCCUGCCUGUGUGGUCUGCCUCUCAAAGUCUUAAUUGCAAGUAACAACAAGCUUGGAUCACUACCAGAAGAGAUAGGUCAGCUCAAACAGUUAAUGGAGUUGGAUGUAAGCUGCAAUGAGAUCACAGCAUUGCCACAGCAGAUAGGCCAGUUAAAGUCUCUCCGAGAACUGAAUGUCAGAAGAAAUUAUCUUAAAGUUUUACCACCAGAAUUAGUAGAUCUUCCUUUGGUAAAGUUUGACUUUUCCUGCAACAAAGUGCUCGUGAUCCCAAUCUGUUUUAGAGAGAUGAAGCAGCUGCAAGUGCUACUGCUUGAGAAUAACCCACUGCAGUCUCCUCCAGCCCAGAUUUGCACGAAGGGAAAAGUGCACAUAUUUAAGUAUCUGAGCAUACAAGCGUGCCAGAUCAAGACAGCUGACUCCCUGUAUCUCCACACCAUGGAGAGGCCACAUUUGCACCAGCAAGUGGAAGACAGCAAGAAGGAUUCUGACUCAGGAGUUGGAAGUGAUAAUGGAGAUAAGCGAUUAUCUGCCACUGAGCCUUCUGAUGAAGAUGCGGUCAGCCUCAAUGUGCCAAUGUCAAAUAUCAUGGAAGAAGAGCAGAUUGUCAAGGAGGAUGUGUGCCAUCGCCUUACCCCAGCUGCAGGGGAAUUUCAUCAGGAAUUUCAACCAGAGCCUUCCCUCUUGGGUGACAGCAACAACUCAGGACAAGAAGGAGACCAGUUUGCUGAUGGAGCAGAUGUUCUCCGCUCAGGAUAUAUGAACUAUAUUAAGGACAGGGCAGAAGACUGUGAAGAGCUGUUACGGAUAGAAGAGGAUGCACACUGGCAGACAGAGGGACUAAUAAGUUUGUCCAAAGAUCAGGACAUGGAUAUAGCAAUGAUUGAGCAGCUCAGAGAAGCAGUAGAUUUACUGCAAGAUCCCAAUGGAUUAAGCACAGAUAUUACAGAAAGAAGUAUUUUAAAUCUGUAUCCUAUGAGAACAGAAGAAGAUUUAGAAUUACCAGAUUCUGCACUAAACGGUCAGACAGAGCUAGAGACAUCUCCGGUGUGUGAGGUGCAAAACGACCUAACAUUACAGAGUAAUGGAAGCCAGUAUUCUCCAGAUGAGAUGAGAGAGAGCUCCCCCACAGUCUCUCCUACCAUUAACAGCACAGCUCCAUUUGGCCUGAAGCCUCGAUCAGACCCAGCCCUCAUUCUCCCUCCUAUCUCCUUCAACAAACUUACACAGGCACAAAUAUGGGACAACUCUAGCUACAGUGUUCCAUCUGAAGGAGACAGUGACAAUGUGUUUCUAAGACCUCAAAGAAACCUGGAAUCUAUAGACCCGCAAUUUACUAUUCGGAGAAAAAUGGAACAGUUACGAGAAGAAAAAGAGCUGGUGGAACAGCUCCGUGAGAGUAUCGAGAUGAGACUGAAGGUCACUCUUCAUGAGGACUUAGGGGCAGCACUCAUGGAUGGCGUGGUCCUCUGCCACCUGGUCAACCACAUCCGCCCGCGGUCUGUUGCAAGCAUCCAUGUGCCCUCCCCGGCAGUUCCCAAACUUAGCAUGGCUAAAUGCAGAAGAAAUGUGGAAAACUUUUUAGAAGCAUGCCGAAAACUAGGAGUACCAGAGGAAAAACUGUGUCUUCCCCAUCACAUCCUUGAAGAAAAAGGCCUGGUCAAAGUGAGCAUCACCGUCCAAGCCUUACUUGAUGUCACUGUCACAAAGACGCUAUUCACAUGAGACCAAGCCCUCUCCUCUGAGUCAGCUCAGACUCUUCUCCCGUCAGGGAUGCUGGACUCUACUCCUGGGACCUGUUCCACCCUGUCCCCCACUUGCUGCCUGUCAGUUCCCCCACUCUGGUUGCAUUGCCAAGGUUUCCAGUCUAAGGGCGGACCUUGCACCUUUCAGAGCUGACCUCCAGCUUUAAGACUUGACGGGUAUUCUCUUGAAGCCGGUGAGGGUGCUGGUGGAGAACUAAAUAGCACAUCAUUGCCUUUUCAACCUCGGUCGUCCCUUCCACACUUACCACCUGCCAUUAUCCAAAUGCCAAGCACAGCUGUUCUGCAGCAAGACGCAUCUGUUUUGUUAAAGCCAAACUUGUUACAGAUUUAGUAGGGGGAGGGGGAUAUAAUCAGGUUUCUCACCACCAAAUUUUUCAAGAAAUUUCUUGAGACCAUUGCCUUUUAAAAAACUAUUUUCAACAUACAAGAUAUUUAUAUAAAUAUUAUUUAUUAGUGAGUUGUUAUUCAUCCUUUGGAUGCAAAUUGUAAAUUAGGAAACUAUUUUAUUACUGCUUUUUUGUGGUUAAACACUUUAUUUUAUUAUAAAUAUUGAGUUAUUUUCUAUCCUCUUUGGUGUGCAGUAGUUCUGGGUCUCAGUAAUCAUGUUUCCUGGUGUAUAUGAUUCAGAAAAAAUUAAGCAAAAAACAGGUGCUUCUGUGACAAAGAACUGUUUUCUGGGGAGGCAUUCUUUAUACUUCGGUUUGUGGAACAUUGGUCUUAUUUAUACUUCUGCAUUCCAUCCAGUUUCCUACAUUCCAGCAGCCCUAUUGUCCCCCAAUAUAAUGAACUGACUGAAGUCAAGAGCACCCCAAAGUUAAUUGUAAAUAGCUGUGAUGGAAAAAAGACAUUAAACUUGAAGAUAAAAUGUGAACAGUUAUUUUUUGAAUUCAUACUUCUUUUGCUAUGCACAAAACAUUCACAUUUUAACACAAAGAAGUAAUGUGUUAGUAUUGUGUGUCUUGAAAUAUAAUUUUGCACUGUAACUUGAAGAGUCUAGCACCAAAGGUAGAUAAUGAGGAAAUGAUACAGGAAAGUGGAGAUGAUUAAAAGACUAUUGUUAAACCAAAAACAUUUUUAAAAGAAGCUUCGACUGAGUGACCAAAAAUUGUUUCAGGCACAUAGGACUUGGAGCGGGAAACGAGCACUUCUUACAACUGCCAGUUUUGAAAGAGGAAAUGAUUUUGAGAUGUAGGUAUGCUUGUUUUAUUAUAAUUUAGUUGAGUUUUUUAAGUAGUUGGUAAAAUCCUGCAAGACUCACAGUCUUUGGUGUGAGUGAGAGAAGCGAAUGAGUCAUCCGUGAGCUGGGGUGGCUCUGUGCAGCACCAAAGCAGACCAGGAAGGCUCAGUAAGUGGAAUAUGUGAGACUGAGCAGCCUGCGGGGAGGCAGGUGCGCAGGAGACAGGGCUGGAGAGGAGCCAGCUGGGGAGAGGAGCUUUUGGCAGUAGUCUGAGAGUUGCAGGAGGCGUCACAUCACAGGACAACCUCUAUCAGGCAGUGACAGGCAUGUGCACUCACAUUGCAGUUAUGCUCGGCCCAAAAUUAGUCUUAAAGGUCCUGUGAAUGCUGAUUGCACUUUCAUCUCUGUGAAAAGCCAUUAGAGGUUUCUAGAACAGCAGUAGGCACAAUUUGCAAAUGUAAAGGUGAACCCAGAAGAGUGCAUAGAAGACAGACCUUUGUCAAGGGAUGCUAGGGCUGCCUCCACUCUAGGGAAGAUGGGCUCCGGAGCGUGGACAUUUAGAUUGGCAGCUAACAUUUAUUUUCUAUCAAAUGUACUGUGCACUUUAACCUAACUUAAAAUAUAUUUUAAUAUUUCCUGUACUGAACAAAUACCUGUGUUGUCAAAUAGCAUAAUGAUGCAAAAGAUGAAAGGCAUUUGGGACUAAGAGCGUACACAAUUUAAGCAACAUUCAAAGGUUGAUUAUAUAAAUAAGAUUUUAGACUGCUGCACCUGCAUGGGCAUUCAGAGUGCAGGAUCCUGAAAUAUUUUUUCUGUGUAUAUAUGGCAGUGUGAAGCUCUGUAAUCAUUGUAUUCAGAGAUUUUUUUCAAAAUUAAAAUAUUUCAUUUGAUAUUAAUUUUCAGUAUUUUCUGGAUGUUGACUGUGUAAUACAAAUAGCUUCAGUAUUUUGUAAAAAUGGCCUUUUUUUCUUUUAAAUGCAGUUCUUGUACGGCUAAGACAUCAAGAUCUUUGUACACUGUGUAUAUGUGUAAUAAAAUGUGUAUGGCUGGCUGACAGUACCAUAAAAACACAGUGUGUACGGUGCAAAAUCUCUCCUUUUGUGAUUUAACAGCCAUUAAAACUUUGCAUUUGUAUAAACCACCUUCUGAUUGACUUACCCAUCUGAUACAAAGGCUGAUGCUUGUGUCUCACACACACACAAUAAGGUGUCAUUGUUGAAACAUUUUAGCAAUUAUAUUUUGUAAAUAUGUAUAUGUCCAUAAAUAAUUUGUAUAUUUGUAUGUAUAUAAAACCUGUACAGUAAGUAUAUGUAGCUAUCAGAAUGAAUACAGAUACAUAGUACAGUAGUUCCCCUUUUCCAAGGGUUUACUUUUCAUGAUUUCAGUUACCCAUGGUCAACCUCAUCCAAAAAUACUAAAAAUAUUAAAAAAUACUCCGUCUUGAUUCUUUAGAGAGAGACCAUAUUCACAUAACUGUCAUAGUAUAUUGAUAGCAUUGUUCUAUUUUAUUAUUGUCAGUCUUUUACUGUAUGUAACUUUUAAAUAAAAAUUUGUCAUACGUGUGUAUAUAUAGGAAAAAA